This is a messenger RNA of Enterobius vermicularis (human pinworm), 3699 nucleotides long. The record is from the annotation of a GenBank genome assembly. Lineage: Eukaryota; Metazoa; Nematoda; Chromadorea; Rhabditida; Oxyuridae.
AUGUGGGAAGUUCUGAGAUGCCCAGUGAAUGAAGACCUUGUCGUAACUGCAGAAUUUGACUCAGAACUUAAAAAUGGCAAGUGUUUGCUAUGCACGUUAAACUAUAUUUUGCUUAAAUUGCGAUGUUCAAAGGACGAGAACAAGGUUUUGGGAACAAAGUCUUUCGCAUGGCCGGAGUCUAAACUCCCUUCCGAUGUGACCUUCAAUGAUGAAAAAAAUGUCUUACUAUUCAAAGGAUCCUCAAACGUUGCUCAAGUGCCAUUUAGGUUACCGGUAGCUACUCUUCGCCGUUCCAACGAGGGGUCGUCUUUGAAAGCAGCCAUAUAUUCUUCCUUGUCUGUCGAAAGCGCAGCGCCUCUCCCUCGAAUUGCUUCGCUAGCUCUGAAUGUUAUACAAGAAAAGAAUGUUGAGGAAACUUGGAAAGAAUUAGUGCAGCUUUGUGAGGAGGAAGAAAAUGAUAUUGCGCCAUUUGGAUUAUUACUAUCUCCUUCGGAACAAAGGACGUUUUUCCGAUUUAUCACUGGACGGGUUAGAAAGGAAAAAUGUUUCAAGGUCCUAUGUUUCCUCCUGUUGAGGAAUGUUUUUACUUCUUUAGACUUAGACUCUGAAGUGGUGCAGUUUUGUUAUGACGAGCAGAAUUUUUGUCCGAUGAUCAGUCUUUUGCAGUGCCGGAGGGUCAUCAGUGAACAGACGUAUGCCAGAUGUUUGAAAAUUGUGGCGGAGAGAAUAGAGCUAGAUGGUAAGAAGUUGCUAAAUCAUCUCAUCGGAAAGUCGUUUACCAAAUCUGUUUUGCCUUAUUGUAUAUCUGAACACCUUUCGGACGACGAAGUAUUGGUCCUGAUUGACGAAUUAGUGGCAAGUAUAAAAGGAAAUUGUACCCCAGAGUACUUUAACAAGGUUAUUAAUAUUUUGAGUGCUAUUCUGGACAGCCACGCACAGCGGUUGAUUUGGAAUGAGAAAAGCAGGAAGUCUUUAAUAAAUGCAUCGGAAUUGCUAGCUGACCUGGUUCAGGCGCUAGACAUUUUUAGUAAUUUCGACAUGAGGUUGAAGCAGAGGUUGACGCUCAGUAACUCUCUCAAUAAUGAGCCCCGAAGAACGAUGAACACUUUGGUAUCACUUCUAAUUGCCGUUGCGGUACUUUGUUGUAAAUGCGAGAAUUUAUUGUUUCUUAAUUCAACAAACUCACUGGUAGAGGAACCUCAUUUCGAUGAAAUACCAUUUGAAAUAUCUGGGCCGACGACUGUUCAGCUUCCUCAAGAACGCUUAGAAUUGAAGAUAGUUUUUAAAAGUCCUCAUGGUUCUUCCAACAUAACUUAUUACUGGGAAGUUUUGGAAGGCGGUGAAACAGGGUUGGCAGAAACAACUUACACGCAGCCUGUGCUUACUCUAGUGCACUUGAUUUUGCAGUUGAAAGAGGGUAAAGCAAAGUGGAGGGCAACUGUUAAGGAGAACGAAAAAAGUUCUUUUCGAGAUAUAUCUCUAACAAUUUUACCUCCAAAACGACUUAAUCGACCACCUAAGGUGCAUAUUAAUCCUUCAAAUCCCGUUCACGCUACUGAAGGAAAUUUGGUUAUGCUUGAUGGUCAAGGUGAACGUUUGGUUUUACAAUUGCCUGGCAGUGUCGAUGAGGACGGUGGGCACCUCGAAUUUGAAUGGAAGUUGGUCAAUGGGCCUGCAAUUGAACUUUCAGCAAAAGAUAGUCCAGUGCUUCGCCUUGAUAAUUUGAUUAGGGGAAAUUAUACAUUUGGUCUUACUGUGAAGAAUGAUAGAGGAGUAAGCGCUUCGGAUACGAUAAACGUUAUCGUUGCUGCAAAACGAGAUGAUCCGCCGAAAGCACAAAUUACUGAAUGCAGUGAUCAGAAAGCGCGGACAACUAUUGACGUUCGACUGCCUUUGAAAUCCCUCACUCUUUGUGCUAACAGUUCUACGGACGAUUAUGGUAUUGUUUCCUACAAGUGGUUCAGAAUCGAUAACUUGACAUCUCAGCUUGCCGUCGACUUUCAAGGUUUAUGUCUUUUUCUCUGUUCGACAACGCCAGAACUAUCUUUGACUAAUUUGCAACCUAACGAAAACGUUGGGCCAUACGUGUUCUUACUUACUGUAUUCGAUACAAGUAAUCAGAAUGAUUCUGCUAAAGUGGCUAUUAUGGUGAAUAAAGCUAUAAAUCAUGUUCCUGUUCCAUAUGCUGGGCAUAAUCAAACAGUGACCCUUCCUCUUGAAUCAGUAGUUCUAACUGGGAGUGUCAAAGACGACGGUCAAGUAAUUAGUUACGAGUGGAGUCAGCUGAGUGGACCGUCAGCGGUCGAGCUCAUUAAUCGCGAUAAAGUUAAAUGUACGGUUAAAGGACUUCAAGAAGGACUGUAUAAAUUUCAGUUAAAUGUUACUGAUGAUGGAGGGCUUAGCGCUGUGUCCGAAACUUUCGUCAAUGUUACAAGGAGUAAAAAUGACCCACCAGUUGCUCGAGCUAGAAAUGUUACAGUCUACUUGCCUUCCGAUAUAGCCAUUUUGAAUGGUAGUGAGUCUACGGAUGAUGCUGGUGUUGUGAACUACCUCUGGGUUCCUCAUGAUGAUGUACCGGCAUGCAUUAGCAUGCUGGGAAAUUCGCGUAAUAGUGCUGAGCUUUUACUCUCUGGUCUUAUUCCGGGUGAAUUUUUGUUUGACUUGACAGUGCGUGACCAUUCUCAGGCAGAGAAUACAACAACUGUAAAAUUAACAGUCGUUCCCGGAGAAGAGUUUUUAAAUUCUAUCGAAAUGUUCAUGGAUGAAAACAAAGCCAAUAUCACGUAUAGGUUACGUGAUAAAUUAAGGGCGCGCAUAAGUGCUGCUGUAGUCUCUCAGGUUGCUGAAGCCGAAGAAGUGCAUGUAGUUUUUUCCUAUUUUGCUCAAGAGCCUAGGAAAGGUAAACUUCGUGUUGUAUUCCAUGCAAACUACGAACCGGUCGAAGUAACAGGUACGUGUACUAAAGUAAAAAAAGCUUUUUCGGACGACAAGCAGUUCAAGGUAGUCAACGCUCGUGAACUCGUCAACAUCCUGCGUGACGAAUCUAAAAUGAUACAAGAUUUCAAUAUCGAGUUGAUCGAUACCCUCUGUGAUGAGCUCAAAUUUUCAGUUUGUUCGCUUGAUUGCUCUGAUCAUGGUUUGUGCAGUAAUUUUUCAAAACAAUGUGUCUGCGAUAGAUACUGGAUGCCCAAUCUCUUCCAUUACUACAUAUAUAGCGGAACGUAUGAUUGCUGUGAGUUCUCUUUGAAAUUACUUUGUUAUGGAAAUGUUCGCAUAUUGGUUUUUUAUUUACGGAAAAUAAAAUGCCCUCCAGCGUGGUCGUUGCUGUACUUUGGGAUCGUUUCGCUUUUAGUUUCGGUGAUUGUAUUUCGAUUCGCAUGUUACUUCACCUGCGCUCGAAAUAAUGGAUUUAAGACUUGGAAUGACGGAAGACGUGUAGUUUCCAAGAGAAGAAAACGAAGGAGGUUUCGCAGGAACGAUGAGAAAGUAAACACUGGUGCAGCUAAUGGCAAUGGAAAAAUAAAAGAUCCGAGCUCAUCUUACUCUUUGCUGAUUGGUUCCGAGAGCUUAAGUUCGGAUACCGAAAUUGACCAGAUGAAAGGGGUCCAUCCCGAAAAAGAUAAGGUUACAACUUUGAAUGAUAAUUCGCCUUCAGGAACCGAUUUGCGUGAGCGGUUUUCUACUGUUUCUUUCGACUGA